CCCAGUAAUAUGUACCCAGCAAGAAGAAAAAGCUGUCACUCGAUAUAAGUUUUUGUUUUGCUUAUUUUUAGAAAAUGUAUCAGCUUUUCCAAGUUUUAUAAUUGUUGGUGUAACUAACUAGCUCAAAGAGUGUUUUGUUUUCUUCCAAGAUAUCAGUUUGAUUAUUAUUGGUAGGCAUGCACGAAUACUGAACUUCAACAAAGAAAUUAAAAUGUUUAAAUAUAAUUGCAUACUUAUAUUCAAUGUUGUCUUUGCGAGUAGUCUUUUUGUUAGUGACAUGACGGAGAGCACUUUUGGAAAUCGAAAAGAUGGUUAUAUUGCUGCGUUUGGUGAUUUUAAUUCUGAUGAAUUAACGGAUGCAUUUAUAAUAAAUGGAUCGAAUGUGGAGGUAUUAUUAGCUUAUGACAAGGAACCGUUCUUCCGACCUUCUUCGUACAGUUGCAACUUUAGCGAUCUCAUUAUCACUAGUAUAGUACCAGGCGACUAUGACGGUGAUGCUUACAUGGAUAUACUGGUAACUACACAAUUUCAGAAUUCAUCCAACAUCCAUGAAGUAAGAAUUUUAUGGGGUGGAAUGCCAAAUUUAAAUUGUUCUGAUGCAUCAUUAAUAAAAGCAAUUUCUGUUGGCCAGCCCCUUGUGUUGGACUACAAUAGAGAUAUGAUAUUGGACCUGUUUGGCAUCAAUAAACAAAGUAAAAGAGUGUUUUGGGUAUUUGAUAAAUCACGUUCUGCACCUACAGAAAUAAUGAUGAGUGAUAAUGGAAAAUUUAAAGAAAUAAAAUUGCCCCAUUCCCAUUCUUUUUUGGAUAUAAAUGAUGAUAAUGCUGCAGACCUUUUAGUAACAACACAUGUAGAUGUUGAGAUCUGGCUCAAUGAUGAAACUAGUGGUUUUCGAUUUAACAAUAGUAUUGAACUGCUUGUGGGCCAUCCAACUAUAUAUGGCCAGGUAUUGUUUUUAGAUGUGGCACUAUCGGGUCAAUUUUUUCUUGUUGUGCCAGUCUGUUAUGAUCUUGAAUGUAUUAACAGUACAAUCUUGAUUUAUGAUAAUGAGCAGUGGUAUGAUUUACAAGUUGAUUUCAAUGAUGGCAAGGGAACCUUAUGGAGGUUUGUCCCGCCCAGAGCAGAAGUUUACUUAGAAACAAUUACUAUGCGCAGUGGAGAUUACAAUAUGGAUGGAUACCCUGACAUUCUCAUGACUUUAAGUCCAGUCAAUAGUAAAGAUACAAAAGCCUUUUUACUACAUAAUGUUCCUUGCAACUUACCUGGAUGUAAAUUUUACAGAACAUUUGAAGUGCAGUGGGAAAAGUUAAAUACAUUUGGUAAAAAUGUUGUAAUGGCAACAUUUUAUGACCUUUAUAUGGAUGGAGUUCUUGAUGUUAUAUAUGUGCAAAAAAAUAUUACUAAUACAAAACAAAAGUACAUAAUGAAAGCUUUUAGAAAUGAGUUAGAAUAUGACACCAAUUUUAUUAAAGUCAUUGUUGUAACAGGAUUAAGUAAUGAAAGAGUACCUACAAUUAAUGGAACUUUGUAUAACAGGAAAGUUACAUUUGGAACAAACCUACCAGGUCCUAAAAUCGGUUACAAUACUUGGUCACAGGAAGGGCAAUAUAGGACUGGAGUGUGUGCACAGUUGCCACAGUCUGCUUACUUCGCUUUACAACUACCCUAUUCAAUAUUUGGACUAGAUAGAACACCAAAUUUUGUUGACACCCUAACUGUUGGAUUGUCAGGUUACUCUAAAAGUUGGACACAAAUUAUACCUAAUUCUCAGAUAGUGCUAAUUCCAGCCCCACCAAAUGAUCCCUCUGAGUGGCGAGCACAACUCUUUGUCACUCCAAGUAAAGUUAUUCUUAAGAGUGUGUUUGUAUUGACAGCUAUAAUUGUUAUAAUAAUUGGGUGUGUUACAUAUUUGCAUUGGAAGGAAAGAAAUGAUAGGCAAUAUAUAAUUGAAAUUGAUGAGCAAACUUAUGUAAAGCUUUAGUCUAUUUGUUUUUUCUAGUAGGUUAAAACCAAACAACUAACAACACUUAUAUUAUAAUUGUGUAUGUUUGUAACCUGUUCGGCUUAAAUGCUACAUUAAUUUUGAUUAUUUGUUGUAAGUUUAUCUGUGAUUUAUUAUAUUAUUCUUGUCAUUGUUAGGUUAGGUUUAGGCUCCCAUCUUAGACUGCAUCAACUUUGCAACCAGAGGAGAUUGCAGUCUAGGACUAAUUUGUAGCAGAUAAAAAAAAGUUAGGGAACAUGACUCUUACUUCUUAGGUACCUUACUGUUAUAAUUAUUAGUUGUCAGUAAUAAUAAGUGGGGCUGACAACUUACCUCUUAUUAUUGCUAUCUUUUCAUUUGGGGGUCAAUUAUCCAUAUAUUAUUGAAAUAUUCAUCAUGACUGUUUGAAUUUUAGUUAUAAGUAAUCUAUCUGUAAUAUUGAGGCCACAGGUUUAUUUCGUCACUGAAUACAAUAAAUAGAUCAGUUAUGAAGAGUUGCCAAUUCUAUUAUACUCAAAUACUUAAGUUUACUCCUGUCCAUCUAUUACCAAAAUAACCUACCAUAUAAACUACUUGAUAAAUUAUCUCUAAUAAUAAAGUUCUUAAGUAAAUAAGUCAUAUAGUUCUGUGAUUUAAAAUUAAAAACAUUAUUGA
Messenger RNA from Pararge aegeria (speckled wood butterfly), 2635 nucleotides. Its product is annotated as T-cell immunomodulatory protein. NCBI's taxonomy places the organism in Eukaryota, Metazoa, Arthropoda, Insecta, Lepidoptera, Nymphalidae. Gene Ontology annotation, cellular component: plasma membrane. The transcript is spliced from 2 exons. The coding region runs from base 212 to 1981 and encodes 589 amino acids. The record is from RefSeq and is a predicted model, not a curated record.